Messenger RNA from Acanthaster planci (crown-of-thorns starfish), 6087 nucleotides. RefSeq names its product maestro heat like repeat family member 1 (gene mroh1). Gene Ontology annotation, cellular component: cytoplasm. Lineage: Eukaryota; Metazoa; Echinodermata; Asteroidea; Valvatida; Acanthasteridae. The record is from RefSeq and is a predicted model, not a curated record.
CUGAUUUUUGCCCACAUCACCGGUGAAGGCGUGAAGUGUUGUCAGCUGACACUGAAUGUACAUGCACAAUAGGUCCUACAUUACAUGAAGGCGUAAAUUUAUACGCCGUACAUUAAUGUUCUCGCGGAACGAGGGAUUGAUCAGCAAAAAACACUCAGAAAAAAUUCUUUUUCCUCAGAAUAACACCCGGUAAGCCAGCAAAGUGUCAGGGACACUGAGUUGCAUGAUCAUGCCGUUACCUGGAGAAGAUGAAGGAUUCUGUACAGGCGGUCAAAUCGACGCCAUGGUGAUGGCUAUGAUUGAUACAGCAUACGACAAGAACACGGGCGUGCGCACUAUCAUCGCCACGUCGUUGGUCAACAUCGGCAAGAAGAAGCCGGGGCUUGUCCUGCACUCUUGCCACAACUACCUGCGCAAACACGGCAAGCUCCAGAAGGACCAUCGGGUGGUCGUCCUGCAGACUAUGGAGCGCAUCUUGAAGGAGACGCUGGACAGAGUUCCGGAGCCGCUGAUCCCGGACCUGGUCAAACUGGCCUCGGACGAGCUGACCGCGUCCAAGGAUGUGCAGCCGGAGUGGCAGACCGCAGCCAGCGGCGUCCUGGUGGCUCUCGGUCACAAGUACUGCAACGAGGUGAUGGAGGAACUGGUCCGCAAAUUCCAGCCGGGGACGCUGCCGCAUUUCUUCGUCAUCCAGACAAUGGCGAACCUAGCCACGGCAAAUAGUUUUGGAUUUGUGCCAUUUCUUACGGCUACCCUGGGAACCCUGCUACCCAUGCUGGGCAUGGCCAAACAGGACAACAUGAAGUGGGUCUGUGUGCACGCUCCAUUCCCAUUGGUCUUCGUUUCACAGCACUUGGCUCGUUUCAGCGAGAGCAUUGAGGACUACGUGGCCAACAUCGACAGCGCCCCCGACCCCACCAUCACCAAGACCACCUACUCCACCCAGAUCUUCACCGCAUUCGACCACAUCUUCAAUGCCUGGCAACAGUCCAAGGAAGCCAAGCUGCGUUUGAUGGUCGUGGAAGCGCUGGGCCACAUGUCCAAGAUAAUCCUCCAGGAACGCUUGGAGGAGCAGGUUCCCAAGCUGAUUCCGUCCGUCCUCAACUUGUACAAGAAACAUCCGGAGCCCUUCUUCGUCACACAGGGAUUGUGUAUGAUUCUAGAAUCAGCCGUUGCCGACGGAAGCACCAUGCUGGAAGCACAGUUGGAGAUCAUACUGAACACACUUCAUGCCCAGGUGUGCGUCCCACCGGAUUUCAACCACCCCUUGACCAUGAAGAAUCACAACGAGCUACUCCGUUGCUUCGCCAUCGUGGCCCGUUCCUUCUCCGACCGGGUGGUGGCCUAUCUGCUGCAAAAACUCGAAGGCAACGAGAAGGUCCGCAUCGGCACUCUGGCCGUCUUCAAGCAACUCAUCAAUUCCGCUGGGCCUCACAUGGAAAACAAAAAAUCUCUCGUGCUGUCCGGGCUGAAAAUAGUGUUGGCCGAUCAGAGCAACAAGGUAAAGAAGAUAUUUGCUCAAGUUGUCAUCGCCAUGGCCCACCACGGUUACCUUGAAUUGGAGGGCGGAAACUUCAUGAUUGAGUUUGUCGUCAAGCAGUGCGCCCUCCAGCUCAACGACAUCCAGCAGACGAGCAAGAAGGAGAAGGCCGAUCCGGACCAGGUCACCAAUGCCGCCCUGCGCGGCAUGUGCGACAACGUCAUGAAUCUCAUCACAACCACCGUCGUUGACAUGGAAUCUGUCCUGUGGCCCUUCCUGCUGGAGUUCAUCGUUCAGCCGCAGCACACCGACGCCAUGGGAACCCUAUGCCAGAGCCUAGCAUUCAUCGGCGCCAAGAAGCGUGAUGAGGAGGCAGACGACUACCGCCUUCUCUACGAGGAGCUGAGCAGCCUGCCCAAACCGAACAUUCUCAUGGCCAGGCUAAUGGUCAUGGCAGGACGACCGGGUAACGGGCGUAAACGGGGAAUCCACGUGCUGAAGCUGAUGUUAGCGAUGUCGCCCAACAUCCAUGACGCGCUGGUGGACAUGUGGGAUGCCGUCAUCCCAAAACUCAUCCAAUACCUAGAAGAAAAUCUCGACGACGAAAACAAGUGGUCCCAGAAAUCGUGGGAAGAUUUGCUGUUAAAAUUGCUGUCCAAGUCUCUGGAUACCAUAGAGGAAGAGGAUUGGCACUGUGAAAUUGGCACGGCCCUCGGUGAUCACCUACCGCUCUACCAAGACAUGCCCGAGGAAAAGAACUUUCUCUACAAGUGUCUGGGUGUGGUGAUGAGAAAAGUCAAGAACACGCAGUUCGUUCAGAAGCAUCUGGACAUCAUGUUCUCCUCGGUCCGACACAGUAACCACUUGGAGAGAGAGGGUUGUGCCUACGGCCUGGGAUUCUGCGCCUCUUCCCAUCUGGACAUCGCACUGGCUAAACUGGAGAGUGUGGCCAAGAUGGACAUGGCCCGCAAGUCCACCGGUUUCUUUGGACUGGUCAAGGAUAAAUCGGAGGCGGACGUGGAGAGAAUCAAGAGCACUGUCAUGCUGUGUUACGGCUACCUGACUCUGUUUGCUCCUAGUGAUAUAAUAGCGUCUCGAGUGGAGGCUAACAUCCUGCGCAACAUCAACCCACACUUUGCACAUGUCAAGGACACGGCUGUCAAGCAGAACCUGAUCCGUGCCGUGGAUCUAAUCGGCAAGGCCCUCCACCCCGACCACCUGAAGCGCAAUUACUCCUUCAGCAAGAAGACGGAGCUGCUGAACCACAUGCUGAGCUACAUGAAGGCCGAGAGCACCAAGGAGCUUCAGAACGAGACCAGGAGCCUGGCUAUGCAGUCCUGCGCUACCUUGGUCAAGCUGGAGCCCCACCUGAACGACGCCGACACCUUUGACCUGGUCAAGACGAGCGUGGAGUGCCUCUUCAAGCUGCCGGAGGGUCUCCUGGCCCCGGGUAAGGGCAAGGAGGAGGUGAAGGAGGAGCAGGUGCGGGAGAACGAGGCGCUGGCCGGGGCGUCCUUCCGCAGCCUCCACGAGCUGCUCUGCGAGGUGCUGCGCAAGGACCUGACGCCCCAGGGAUUUCUCAACCUCUUCAAGCAUCUUGAACCUUGGAUAGUCUCCACCCAGGAUCAUGAGAGACAGCGAUCCGUCGCCGCCAACCUCACCCUGCUGAAAUUCUACCUGGAAAACGUGACCGAUAUGAAUGCAGGUAACGGAUCCUUCACUAACAUGGGGAUGUUGGUGGGUCGACUGGUACCCCGUUGCUCGGAUCCCAACCUGACGAUCAGAGAAGAUGCCGUGCAAUCCGUUCAGAUUAUCCUUCGCAUUGAUCUUCUCUACCAAGGUAAGACGUCAUCCUUCCAAGAUCCUGUCGUUGAAGCCCUGACGGUACUGAGAGAGAGGGCGGCGCACACCGACCCCAAUCUCCUCUACAGCCUGGUCAAUGAUCUCUCAAAGGCCCUCGCCAAGAAACUUCCCUCAGACCACCUCAAACCUUUCAUCUAUCUGCUGAUAGAGGGCCUCCUUGACUUCCAGUCUCACUGCUCCAGUGGGGCCUGCGUCGUCCUGAACACCAUACUCAAGACCAGAGGAACGGAACUAGUGGUGGAUGUGGAUGAGAUGAUCGCGGCCGUCCACUUCAAGCUAAUCAACAUCACCUAUCAGCAGACUCGCACUGGUACCCUGCGCGCUGUCCGCACACUGGCAUCUAACUCCUUAUCGAAUGUCACUGACACCUUGCUGAAAUAUCCACUGCCCUAUGAUGUACACAUCCAAGACUGCUGGAAGUCCCUUGCCAGCGAUCCCGUCAUCCUGAAGCACCUCUUCGACAGCUUCAUGGACAGUCUGAUGCGUAAUGUCCACUAUGAGGAGAAGAUUGACCCCAAGACCAAGAAGACCCUCUCCAAGACGGCCCACCUGUCUCCCAUGGCGAUCGUCCAUGCUCUGAUUGAGAUCCUGGAGGUAGAGGAGACGGAAGCCUCGCUCCGGGACCAGUUCCACCGCAUCUUUGCCACGUUGCUGAUCUACGUGGGCUCCAGCGUGGGCGUCAAGCCUCCCGCUCCCCCCGAAUCCACGAUGAAGAACGGCGCCAGCAGCAAGGACAAGAAAGCCAUGACCAAGGCCUACGCGUCCAUCAAGCCCUCCGUGGUUGCAGUAAACGCCUUGAAAGCCCUCAUACUGAGAGGUCAAGGGUCAGAGUUGAUUCAGCUCCUAGACACAGAGGGAGUGUGGGACGCGCUGCAGGACGCCAACAAGUACCCGGACGGGGUAACCAUCUUGGCCCAGGGCAUGGCCAAGCACAUGACAGGCUACAUUGCCAAGAUAGUCUCCUGUCUGAUCCCGUCCUUGGCCAGUCUGUACGAGCCGCAGCGCGUGGUCACGGCUGCCUUCCUAGCAGAGUUGGUGAACCAGAAGUGCGCCGGGGACGUGCAGUUGGUGGAGGACAUCAUGAACAAUUUGCUGGGCCGAAUGGUGGACUCCUGCCACGUGGUGCGCAUGCUUUGCAUCCGCGGAAUGGGAAACGUGGCCAGCCUGGGCCCACAACAGACCCAGAAAUACUGCACGACGGUGUUGUCGGCCAUGAUGGCAGGCAUGGACGACAAGGAGGACACGGAUGAUCAGAUUCUGCUGGAAUCCAUGACCGGCCUGUCGCGCAUCCUGAUCAAGAUCGACGAGUCCAACAUCAGACCCAUUCUGGUCAACAUAGCUCUUAGGAUUAGACCGUGCUUUGAAAAGGAUAGAGCCACCGUCAGGGCUGUGUCCUUCUCUCUCUUUGGCAACCUGAGCCGGUUUGGGGACGGGCCCUCCAAGGCACCCUUCCUGGAGCAGAUUCACACCAACUUGGUCAGUCUCCUUCUCCAUCUCAAUGAUGAGGAUGACGAUGUCAAGAAGGCCUGUAAGUUUGCACUGCGGGAGAUAGGCCCCCUGAUUGGCUCCGAUCCCCUCAAUAAGAUGUUUCAGAAGCACCUGUUGGACGAAGGGUCGCUCAACUAUGGAGAGUUCAUGUUUAACCUCUCCAAAGUUAUAAUAUCCGACUUCCUCCAGAAGGUCAACUUCUACGUGAUGGCCAAUGUGGGGUUCUUCAAGAGCUCCUGGCCAGACGUCCGUGGGAACGCGGCCAUGUUCGUGGGCUUUUUACUGGGGAACUUGCCCGAGGCCAGCCACACGCUCAUCACCAAAGAGCACGUCUGUGGAGCCCUGAUUCUACUCCUGAAGGACCCAGACCCCACUGUGAGGAUAAAAGCGGCGGAGGCCAUGAGCCUACUCCCCCAGUACUGAGAAAUGUCCCAUGCUGCACUGUGUUGCCGUCACCUUUGAACUCCUGACCUGGCCGGCCGAGGUCAGGUUGUCGAGCAUGUGUGGUACCGGCCUAGUGGGACGAUAUCACUGUUGUACAUGUAGAAAUAUGGUCGAGACGGAACUCAACUCGUUGUGAUCAUGUCCUGAAAAUUUGAACCAAAAAAAAAACCAAAACAAAACAGGUGGCUGUUCUUGUAGUUAUUAAAUAUUUCCUCUUUCAAAUGGUAUAAAACAGCUGUAAACCAUCUGUAAGUCUUUUCUUCGGGGAUGUCUGGUUGCCUUGACAACCUCUGCAUCAUCAUUGCUCUGCGUAUAUAUACAUACAAGUGUGUUUGGUCAUUUUUUUGCGCUUUAAACAGUAAAAAUGUGUGUUCAUGUGAAUGAAUAUUCAUGCGCUCUGUAAAAUAUGCAGGUUUACAUAAUGGGGAAGUGGGAGAUAUUCGUUUCUUGAAAAUGUUUACGCCCUAGCUAUAUUACGAUAUACGUCAACAUUCCCAAAUGAGUUUACCAAUCGGAAUAUUCCCCAGGGAUCACGCUGGAGCACAUUUGACAUAGACUGUCAUUUUUUUUUUUACUGAAAGUUUCACCUCUUUCAAACCAGUUUCUUAGGGCAUUUGAGACAUUUUUUUCCCUCACAACCUACCGCGCAAAACGGUUGGCUCAAUUCUGCCCUUUUGCCAACCUGCAGGUGGGGUGCUGUCACUCGACAAGAAAUUCCCUCAAAACAGAAACGCAAGACAGCUGCAAAACGGGAAUGGAAGUUUUACUGUUGCUCUGAGUGGGGAAAACAGUCAUUUUGCAAAAAAAAAAAA